Messenger RNA from Aspergillus pseudonomiae, 740 nucleotides. RefSeq lists its product as uncharacterized. Lineage: Eukaryota; Fungi; Ascomycota; Eurotiomycetes; Eurotiales; Aspergillaceae. Bases 238 to 690 code for a protein of 150 amino acids. The transcript is spliced from 2 exons. The record is from RefSeq and is a predicted model, not a curated record.
CUAUCAUGUUUUGUCCUCCGUCCCACCAGGCCAGCCCUGAGCCGUGCCAAAAGCCCGGCUCAAGCAGCCCUCCUCCUUCCCCUGUCGGUGCAUUCCCUGAAGUGAGCGAUCCUAAGUAAUCAGUCAGAUAUUUGACAUCCAUGAGCUAAGCUCAGUGGACUCUAUUACGUGUGCAUUCGUGUGGCUCGCAGAUCUAAGUGUUCUAGAGGCCAUCGUUCAAAUAUCCAGUAUAGCUUUAUGGCAGGGUGGCGACCUAAAAUAAUUUCAGAACAGACCUCUUCCCAGUGGUCAAAGACUGUAUGCAUUUCCCCAAAUACCUUGCAGAUAAUGAAGGAACUUAUUAUUUGUAUUCCAUGGAUAUUGAAAUUCCGAAACCAAACAGCAAAAAAAGAUGAUGAGCGGGAUAUGGAGUCCGAGAGACCUGCGGGUGGGAAUACAAGGUCCGCAUCACAGGGUCAAAAUUCUUACAAUGAUCCUGUCGAGGCAACUCUGAGGGUAGGUCAUCGUGGUACAAUGCUGGGCCCAUCGGCUAAUCAUGCUGUUCGUUCAAAGAGUGAUCAGGACAAGUGCAUUGUCACGAAAGCAGGCGAGCCCAAUGACACUGCCCAUAUCUUUGGCCGCCCGUUUGGUAUCCGUCACCAACAAAAAGAUGCGCAUGACGUCUUCUGGAAUACGCUUAAGUUAUUUUAGUCUCCGGGGAGAAUCAAAAACUGACGGUCCACGCCCUUUGGGGCAAAGCA